AUGCCAUACUACAAAGAGGAUCAUCGACGGGUGUACUCACCAGUACCUCCACCAUCAUUUCAUACGGGACGGUCCACGCGGACAAAGGCUUCCAGCGAUAUGUACACUUAUACAACUGAUACAAAUAUCACCGACGAGGAGUAUGGAGAUCGUGCUGGAUGUGGUACAUGGGCAAAAUAUGGCAUUUUUACUGCAAAUAUCGUUUUUAUGGUUGUCGGUGGACUAUUAUUGGCCAUGGGAAUAUGGCUGAGAACCGAUAGUCGAUUUAGAAAUUUUAUUAGUGAGAGAUACCGUCAAGCUGUGGAAAAUGCAUUUUGGGAAGCGCCAACACUUUUUGCAUUCUCCUACAUUAUCAUUGUGAUGGGCGCAGUUAUGAUAGUGGUGGCAAUGUUGGGAUGCUGUGGAAUUACUGGAAGGUCUCGUUUAUUCUUAGUCAUUUAUUCGAUGGUCGUUUUUUUGCUUUUUGUGGCGACAUUAAGCUGUGGAAUUUAUUUGUUGUAUAAAAAAGAUGGGUUGGACGUCGAAAUCUCUGACGCCCUGAACUACAUGGUCCAGCACUACUAUCAAGGACCCGGCGUGGUCCAGGAGGCUCUAGACAAACUACAAACUACAUUUCGAUGCUGUGGAAAUUCCGGUUGCUCAGAUUUUCGGAUGUUCCGGCAGGACAUUCCAAGAUCUUGUGAUAUUCGAUGUGAUGGGUGUCAUUUUAGAAUCAUGAUUGCUCUUCGAAUCGGAUUCUCGGUCACUUUGAUUGUAUUUUUUGCCGUCGUCCUUUGUCAACUUUUUGCCAUUUGUUUCUCACUGUAUUUCGUUUUUAUGCGACGAAAAGAGGUGAAAAUUAUUUACGUUGAAGAACCGCCUAGAAGACAUCAUCGGGACCGGUUGACUCGAGAUACACUAAGAGAUCAUGAUCUACCGUAUCAAUUGCAGCCUAAAAAACAAAGGAAGUAUCAGAAGUAUUGA
This is a messenger RNA of Caenorhabditis briggsae, 963 nucleotides long. RefSeq names its product Protein CBR-TSP-13 (gene Cbr-tsp-13). The coding region runs from base 1 to 963 and encodes 320 amino acids. NCBI's taxonomy places the organism in Eukaryota, Metazoa, Nematoda, Chromadorea, Rhabditida, Rhabditidae. The transcript is spliced from 7 exons. Gene Ontology annotation, cellular component: membrane. The record is from RefSeq and is a predicted model, not a curated record.